Messenger RNA from Topomyia yanbarensis, 8016 nucleotides. RefSeq names its product serine-rich adhesin for platelets (gene Ncoa6). The record is from RefSeq and is a predicted model, not a curated record. The transcript is spliced from 5 exons. Gene Ontology annotation, cellular component: histone methyltransferase complex; nucleus; transcription regulator complex. The coding region runs from base 248 to 7114 and encodes 2288 amino acids. Gene Ontology annotation, biological process: positive regulation of transcription by RNA polymerase II. Lineage: Eukaryota; Metazoa; Arthropoda; Insecta; Diptera; Culicidae.
GGGAAAAAAUGCAAAUGGCGGUCGUUGUUAUUGUUCGCUGGUAACAAACGAGCUCGAUUUUCGGUAAAUGGUGCCCUUUUCGUAGCAGUAAACGACCGGAAAAUAUCGUGCGAUGUUAGGUAUAAACUUUUCGAGCGUCUUUGUGUUGUUGGUUGCGGUUAAUUGAGUGCUUAAAGUGGAUUUUUGCGUGCGGAAAAAGUGUGUCACCAUCGACGGCUCCGCUGCGGAGCGAAAAGGCUCAAAUGGAAUGGCGGCCGAUAGUGACGGUGAUCAACAGAAUAACAACCAGUGCAGCAGCACGCUGAAGGCAGUUGUCAUUUGCGAGGGAAACCUCCAUGAUCCCGGUUUUCAAACAAGACUAGACGGUCUGGUCGCGAAAUUAACAACGCUGGUUGAAGAGCCAGCCGAUAACGGGAAGCUUACGGUGGACAAGGUGGAACCAUGGAACAGCGUACGUGUCACUUUGUCCAUUCCCAAGGACGCAGCGGUAAAGCUGCGCAAACUUGCCGCCGAGGGAAACAGUGCCCUUCGAGCGCUUGGUAUACUGUCCGUACAGUUAGAGGGCGACACUGUUUUGUCUCUACGAUUGGUGGGGCAAGAAAUAGUGCUGAGGACGGAUAAUUCUACCACUGCUGGAUCAACUGCUAGCGGUGGUGCCAAUAGUGGCUUAGGAGAGCUCACGCGGAUACUCUCCCAACAACAGCAGCAGCAGCAACAGCAGCAACAACUGCAACAUGGGCAACCGCAGACUUUGCCGCAGGAUACAUUGGCUGGUCCUUCAAAAGUUUCUCCUCCUCACAUUCACCAGAAGCAGACACCAUCUUCUGUUGCCGCAGUUCCUGCGACGUCUGCAUCAUUGGCGAAUGGGCCCCUUGCGAGCGAAAGUACCAUUUUCAAGUCCCCAAACACUAUCUGUCCCAUGGAUGGCAAAUUACCGGUCCACGUACCAAAUGUGGUGGAAAGCUGUGAAUAUCCAUUUGAGAGUAUGACCCAAGCGAGAGUUAUUCAGCGAAGGGAAAACACUCUUGGUGUAGUAUCAACAGCUCCCGGUUCUAGUGGUGUCAGUAAUAAAGUACCCAGCAGCAAUCAUUUUAUUGCACCCAAUCCGCCUGUGCCACCCGCUCCGCCAUCGUACCAAGCGGCUGUUGGUACAAUUCCUACCGUGAAAAGUACAUCUUCGGCAACAGUUGCUGUUGGCUCCAGUGGUGGCAGUACUGCAUCUUCUUCGGGAUCUGUGGGUAAUGUGGCCAUGACCAGCCCGUUGCUGGUGAAUCUGCUGCAGAAUGAGAGUGUUAUUUCGCAAAGUCUGGCGACUGGCGGUUCGAAGUCAACAAUACCGACCAUCAAGCAAGAACUUUUGACAAGCGGCAAUAGUGGGAUGGGUUCUGGUGUGGUUGUUGAGAAAACUACAGGCAUUGUUGGGAUCGCAUCAAAUUCUAGUAAAGUGAAUGUUAUCAAUGACAAUGAACUAAGUGUUAACAGUGGUGGUCUACAGAAAACAUCGUGUAUCGUAACUAAUAGUAAUAAUAACAAUCCAGUGCAUCCAGUGAUCGGUAACUGUGUUGGCGGUGCUACUGUGACAGUCUCGUCGACCACAGCGGCACCUUGCGGUAUCGUUUCUACCCAUAAGACAAUAUUAGUGAAUAACAGUACCGCUAGUGUUGGAGCAGCGGGCACCGAUACAGCGUCCGGACCAGCAGCGAUCAGUGCUAGUGCUAACAGAAACCCUAAUAAUAAUAAUAAUAUAAUGACAAACACUAGUAACAUAAACAAUACAGCUAGUAACAAUCAGAAUGUUUUAAAUGUGCCGCCUUCUCUAGUAACUCCACCAAUGUCAGUGCCUUCUUCAAGUAAAAACGUUAGUGUGCAACAACAACAACAGCAACCAAGAUUUAAUCUCGGCCCCAGUGGGGCUGCCGCAGUGAAGCCUUCUAUUCAGCAACAUGCUAUGCGACCGCAGCAGGUGCUGGCAGUGGGAAUGGCUCAACAACAGCAGCGACCCUCUCAGCAUCCAUCCUCUCAACAAGCGCAUUCUCUGCAAGCGAGCUUAAGUCGGUUUCCGGCCCAAUCACAACAUCUACCCUUCAGACAGCCAUCAGUACCACAAGCGCAGCAGCCGAAUAUUGUCAACUCACGGUGGCCAGUGCCACAGUCGAUGGACUCAGUCACCAAGUCGAGUUAUCAGGAAUUCACCCGCUAUCAAAUGCAAUACAAUCUAAGUCAACAGCAGUUGAGUAUUAAGCAACCUCAACAAUUACAAGCGGCACUGCCCAUGAGCGGUGGUAGUGAUUUGCUUGGGCUUAGUAGUCUAGGUGAUUUACCGGAUUUCACGAAGAACGAUCUCGAUUCGCUUCUGCCUACGUUGAACAGUGCUGAUUUGGAAGGCGCAUUUCUGGACGAACUGGAUCUGGGCCUCGAGCAGUCCCUUACGCCCACCGGUAGUGGCGGAGGACUAGCAAAAUCAUCUGAACGAAAAUGGAAGCAGCAGUUUCUAAUAAAUCCGCUCACCGGGGAGCUAGAGGAAACACACGUUGAAGAGACCGAAGAAAAUGAUGAAGAUGCGUCUAAGAGUUUCCCAGAAUUUCAUUCGGAAAUGUCGAAUUCGCUCUAUUCCGAUGAUGACACCUCUUGUAGUACUGGAUUCUCCAAAUUCACUUCUGACGUCAGCGACACAGAGCGAUCUUCAACGGCUGACGGUGCGGGCUUAAGUGGAUUCGGUAGUGCACCACCCGGUACUGCAAACAGUUUGUUAGGAAAGCUUUCGAAACCGGCUAAAGUGAAAAAGGAUAAACUGAAAGAUGGAAGCAAAAGUUCAACAAAAACAAAAGAGAAGAAACCACGCGAGAAAAAGUCGUCAUCAUCUUUAAAGCAAAUCAAGACAAAGGCUAAAAUUGUGUCUACGGAAAGUGGUGGCGAGUCGCCUGGAAGUCAGGAGAAAAUUAAGCUUCGUUUGAAACUGGAAAAGUCCGAAGCUAUCACUGUUAGCUUGGUACAACCGCAGCUAAUCGGCGGCGGUGCCAGCAAUAGUGGUGGUGGUUUAGGCAUUAGCAGUAUCAAUAGAAAAGUGCAAUCAUCACAAGUGCUAACAGGGACCAGCGGGAUGGGAAAUAUUUCCAAUUCGGCAGGGGUAAACGUAGCUGGUAUGAGUUCUGUGCAGACGUCAUUAUCUUCAUGUUCGCUCUCUUCCUCCACUUCUGUUGUCUCGGUUGGUAGUGUAACGCAACAGCAAACACAAUAUCAGUCAAUGGUAUCCCAACAAGCUCUUGGCAGUAGCUUUACGGGCACUAACCAUAGUGCUGGAAUCAACACCUCCAACAGUAGUCCAUGCCUGCAAACGCCGUCUCCUGCUGGCGAGGAGCUUCGGGUGCCCCCUUUACAUAUUAGUUUGCGGGGGAAAAAUUCCGUGGUUAUCAAAAACUCCCGAAAGGAUCGCAAAAAGAGCCAGAGUGGUGGCGAAGAAGAUAGCGACGGGUGCAACUUUCAGCUCGGUAAAAAGAGCUCGAUCAAACGAAGCAGUCAUUCCACCGAUAGUCGGAUAACUAUGGUUAAAACAAGUGAAUCAAGUAUUCGGUUAAAGAUCGAAGACUCUGGUUCGCCUGCUGGCCCUUCCUCAUUGCCAUCCUCACCAAAUCAUCACAACCAUAACAGUGCCAGCAGCGGAGGUAGUUCAUCAAUGAGUAUGCCAAUCGCCUGUGGUGUUUCAAAAGCGAAUUCGAAUAAAUUAGAAGAUCUGAGUCCGUCAGUGUCCACGGCGGUUGCCCCAGCAUUGACGUCAGGUGAUUUGAUGGGUUUUGAUCAGCAACAUAAACGAUCAGCGUCGGACUCCGUUCACAGCCCUAAUGGGUUAAUGUGUCCGGAAAAGAAACGUCGAUUAAGUACCGGUUUAGGAAGUAAUCUACAAUCUGCGGGGACUGUCGAUGAGUUGGGCAUGAAUGCGAGUAGUAACAGUGCAGCCACCAGUAUCAAUGAAAUAAAUGAAAUAUAUGAAACUCUAAUCUCGUCCACCACGAGUGGUCCUAUUGGGUCGACGAAUGUUGGCACAUUGCCACAAUCCUCCCUGCUAGCAGCGGCAACGUCGUCAGCAAAAAACUUGAAGAGCUCCAGCACGAACAACAGUAUCAACAACAACAACGCGUUUGGCAAAUGCAUUAGUAGCAGCAGCAAAAACAUAGUCAAGCCAACGCAGUCGAGCCCAACGACGUCGUCUGUGUCAUCGCCUGGAGCUCUGGCAUCUGUACCGAAUACUAUGAGCUCGACACAGUCCUCGAAACAGCAUUCUCCUGCAUCCCCUUCAAUCGAUGUUGUGCAAAGUGGAAAGUCUCCUCCCACGGAAAGAAAUCAUUCCGACGGUACCACUGAGGAACAAGACUCUGCCGCCGGUGAUGACAGCACUUGCAAAAAUAGUAGCAAUACAUCAACCACUACCUCAGGAUCGGAAGUCUCCGUCAAUCAGCGAAUAAACAAUACACACCAUCAUCAUCACAAUCGUCCACCGGAACAACCAGGCAAUUCUCCCUCAACCAGUCUAGAUCAGUCUAUAAACCAACAGCAGCCGGCCCCAACGAUAGUCGGUGUCAGUAAUCAUCUGUUGACGCAGGGAGUGCGAGGUUCCCCUGGAUCUCAGGCGCAAGGUGAAGAUAGUGGAAUUGAGUCAAUGGACGCCCUGUCGGAAAAGAGUCCUCAUCAGGCGUCUCACAGUCCGCAAGGCAAUGAGUCAAACAAAAUGCUUCGAAUGGAUAGUCCGAAGGAUAAAAUAGCUGUUGCUGCUGUAGAAUUGAAAGAACCGUUAAAAAACGAUUCUGGUAAUACGAACAACAACAACAGUCAUGCAAGUUUGGACGAGUACAUAGAUAUAGAAGCUGCACUGGCCAAAAUGGAAGGUCUCAAUGAACUACAAGUCACGACCAAACUGAACGGUGAUCAUUCGACCUUAAUGAAACCAAAACAACAAGAAUUGGAUUUAUUGGGUCACAACGCAUUGCUUAAGCUUGACAGUGCAAAUCUUAGCAAAAUUCUUGACGACAUUGACGAUGACGAACUAGUAAUGUCGGAUACUGCUGCUAACUUAAAGGGUAAAAGUAUUGAAGUGUCUUCCAGUGAAAACUCAGCCCCGAAGCAGCAGGAGUCGUUAGUGGUUAAAGGAGAAGAGGCAGAAGACUGGCUUGGGAAGACAGGGAUAAAGCAACAACAUCAGCAGCAACAGCUUAAGGGAGAAGUAAAUGAUAUACUCACUAGUAGUAGUAACAAUAAUCUGACGGACAAGAUCGAGAUUAAGCUGGAUACCAAGCAACUCGUAUUGGAAGAUUGUUGUAGCAAUAAGGAGGUGUUAAGUUUAGAAAGCGAAUGUGAUAGUAAGAUAGAUGAUUGUAAAGCUGUAAUUAAAACUGAUCCCGAGGAGGCUAUCGUUAGUAGUUUAAAGCAACAGCAGAGCUGUAGCAAAGGCGACACGGAUAACAGCAGUACUAGCAGCAACCUGUCGGACACGAAGCCAGAGAAAUCUGCUUGUAUAGAUAAAGGGGGUGGGCCUACCUUAUGUACCACUGAUAGUAAGUAUGGUGCGAACGGCGAAGCAGAUAGUGUUCCCGAGCUCAAGCCACGUCACGAGCAACCACCGCUAUACAGUUAUUCCAGUGAAAAGGCUCGCGAGCGACGCUCAGCUGCUAGUUCUACUUCUUCCAGCUCCUCCACGGCUACCGUUGUGGAAAUAAUCGAUUUGGAUGAUUCGGGCAAAUCCAAUGACUUGGAACCUCCGUUGCAAACCCAACCAAGUCAGCAAAUCGAUUCGCCACUAUCAAUUGAUAUCCCUUUGCAUCCAGAGUCGGCCGAGAAUCGAGUGCGGACACGGGCUUCUAGUAAACUGGAAAGUCCUCUUGAGCCCCCUCGACAGAGUCCAUCCAUCGAGUCACCGGCUGCCGAACGGUUGAAGAAUACUCUUAAACAUGCGUCCACUAUAGCGAAUUUAACGACGACAGCUGUCGGUGGUGGAGGAGAUCGAUUAAGCCCAAAAACGCUUCCGAAAGCAAGCAAACGAAAACGCCAAGGCUCGGAAAGCUCGACCCAGUCAUGUGUCAGUGAUGACAUAACUGUCCCAACUCGAGCAAAAAAACCGCGAAAAGCAGCAGUAGCAGCGGCUGCUGUGACGAGCGCCGAGAAACAAAAGAAAGUCGGUGCUAGUCGUAAUACACAACAUAGGAAAGCAGUAAUUGAAACGCCUACUUCGUUGAAUACACCAGUGAUCCAGACAGCAGCAGCUGCAGCGAUGGAAGAUUCAUCCGAUAGCGAUGAACCUUUGAUAGAGAUAGCGGGUAAAUUUCGAAACUCUAAACUUACUAAACCAAGUACUUCUUCUACUACCAAUCCUUCUACCACUUCUACAACUACUACUUCGACUACAACGUCAUCAUCAACCUACUCCUCAUCCUCCUCUACAACAGGUACUGGAUCGUCGGCGUCAUCUGGACCAGCUACUAGUGAGAAAGAGAAAUCCCUUCGCAAUCAUAAAAUACCGUCCUCAGCUUCCAAAACAGCCAGUAGUAGCGGCGCACAGAAUUCGUCAUCAUCGGCAGCAUCAUCGAAUAGCAUCAGCUUGGGUAGUGGAGUUUCCAACGCCCACUCUCACAAAUCCAACGCUCAUUCCAGGUCUGCUAACAGUGUGCCCGCAACGCCCCAUACCACCAGUUCUACUGCAUUGACCGACGAAAAAAUCAGCACUCGUCGAAGUGUUCGUAUGACAACGUCGACUCUUUCGACGGCUGCCAUGAACAGCAAGGCAAAAGCAAAUGCAUCCGGCUCCCCAACCGUGACUCCAAACUCUAUUUCCACUGGCGGAGCCAGUAGCACAGAAAACCAUCGCGAAUCUACACAUCAUCACAGUGCUUCACAUCUCAAAAUUAAUCAUGUGAAUCAUCUACAUUCGUCGACAACCGGUAUCGGAAAAACUUCUACGUCUGCAGCAACAGCAGAGGUGAAAGUUAGUGCUGGCACCCAUGCGGCAUCGGUAGCGUUAGCCGAUACUGCUACGACCAACAUGGAAGUACGACGGAAAACGAGAAGUGCAGGACUUGAAUCUACCACCGAGGGCCGACGAAGAAGGGUGUCCCGCGAUAGUAAGUGACCAAUCGCUUGCGCCUCAGUCGAGAGUAGCUGCAGUAACACCAUCACCGAUACCGCUGGAAGCCUUGGUCUUCGUCGCAGCAUCCGUCAGCUAUACGAUUCGCACCAACGACAAAAACACCGUUUCCUCUAUUCGCACUUCUUUGAGCAUUCGGACGAUGAAAACUACGAUGACAAGGAAGAGCAAAAUGACGGCGAUUAUGAAGCUGAGCUCAAUGACCACAAGAAAAAUGUCGUAGAUUUUAUGGCUGAAGUGGAUCGCACAAUAGCGGAUAAUAAUAAGGACAGCGACAGUGACGAUCCACUAAUUAAUGAGGAGGUUGAUCCUCUCUCAACAAACGGAUCCGAUCCGGUUCCGCUCGGUACGGCAUCCGGUGUAAGCAGCAAUAACGACAGAGCGGCAGUUGAGGCGCAGUACAAUGGUAGGCCUACUCGAUCAAAACAUACGACCGCUAGUGAUACCGGUGUGAGUAGCGGGGCCGCUGGGACACAUGAUGAUGACGAUUCCUAUGCCAGUGAAAUCAUCCUCACGACCAACAGUGAUUGCAGUCUGGACGAGUUUGUAUCGUCAGAUGACGACAGCAAUGUGGAAAUAUCUGUGGUAACUAUAUCUCUGUACUGAUGAUCAGGAUAAAUUUCUUCUUUGUGUGUCUCUUAACGAGUUGCAACUGCGUUGAGAAAUAGUUUAUUUGCUAUUUUUAUGGGACAAGUAAACUGAACGUCUGUAAAGUGUCUUAUUGUGCAACAAAUUGGUUUAAUUGUAAGAUCCGGAAUACAAUAUUCUAAUCGAACCAAACAAGACCACACGCUAUAGUGAUGCGAAUUAUACAAAUUAAAUUGUGGAAUAUUUUAUGGAAAAUAACAUUCAAUCCUGUAUUUGAUAAUAUAUUUUAUAUUGAGUAA